ACGUGUAUCAAUGUCAGAAUUUGCCAGUUUGCAAAAAAACAAAUAUUUUGGGUUUGGAACAAACAAUAAAGCGUAGUAACUAUAAUUUAAGGCUUUUACUACAUUCUUUCAUUCUCAUUAUUUAUUCGUCCACAUUACAUGGUAUAUCCAUAGUAAAGAUGAUAAAUGUCUUUUGGACUUCAUUCAUAAUAUGUUUGGGUAUGAAUUAUGUACAACUCAGAGAAAUUAAGGCUAAUGCCCCUCAGUGGGAUUUAUUGAUUUUUACUCAAAGUUGGCCCGCAACUGUAUGUAUUGAAUGGAAGGAACAUGAUCGUACACAUACAUGCAACUUGCCGACUAACAAAGAUUCAUGGACCAUUCACGGGAUUUGGCCCACAAAGUUGGGGACAAUCGGGCCGGCUUUCUGUAACAGAACUUGGCAUUUUGAUCCAGAACAAGUCAGGCCAAUAGAGAAGAAUUUAGAACAGUUAUGGACCAAUGUUGAAACUGGUACUUCUACUUAUGCUCUCUGGGCCCACGAAUGGAACAAACAUGGUACAUGUGCGGCUGUACUCGAACCUCUUAAUUCUGAACUCAAAUACUUCAACAUGGGUCUCAAUUGGGUGCAGAAGUUUAUGGUUCAUGAUAUUUUACAAGCAUCAAGUAUAGUCCCGUCUAAUACCAAUGAGUAUUCGGUAUUGGAUAUGUUUACCUCAAUUAAAAACAAAUUAGGUGUUAACCCAGUUAUCGAAUGCAGGAAAGAGAAAAACAAGAGUUAUUUAGCUGAAAUACGCAUUUGUUUCACGAAAACACUUGAGUUGCAUGAUUGUGAUGGUGUUUUGAAUUUGAAAGCAAAGAUGUAUGAAGGUAAAUCAAUAUUGACUAAUUGUGAUACUUCACAGGGUGUUUUGUAUCCUCACUAUCCAAGCAAUACAUAUGUAAAUUUAUAUAAAUUAGCUAUGUGGUUACAAUGGCUUACAUUAUAAUUGGAACAUAGUCAAAUUUUAUUAUAUCGCAAUUUUUUUGCCAUCCAUUUUUUUACGAUUACAAAAUGUUCUGCAAAUGUCAUCUUAAUAUUGUAGUGAAA
Molecule: messenger RNA, 1066 nt
Organism: Papilio polytes (common Mormon)
Lineage: Eukaryota; Metazoa; Arthropoda; Insecta; Lepidoptera; Papilionidae
Gene: RNaseX25
Product: ribonuclease Oy
Exons: 3
Coding region: 159-965 (268 amino acids)
Biological process (GO): RNA catabolic process
Cellular component (GO): extracellular region
Molecular function (GO): RNA binding; ribonuclease T2 activity
Source: RefSeq, a predicted model, not a curated record